AUGGGUCGUGAGGAGAAAAAAAGAAGAGAAAUGAAGCGAUAGAAAAAGCUGUGUUCAGUUAGCUUUCACUUUAAAAUAUUAUACAAACAUCAAAUAGUUUUGUAAUACGAAAUACUACUAUUACUAGUAUGAACUAGUUAAACAGUUUAUCGAGGCAAGGCCACCAACAACGAACGAACGAACGAAUAAACAAACAAAGAAGAAGACAAAAGAAGGGAACAGGGUGGCGCUGAUGCCAUAGACAGGAAGUGGGAAAGCGUAGAGCCAUCAUGAAGGUGGUGCGAUCUAUGGUGACGGUUGCCAAAAUUUCGCUGUUCUUCUUGAAUAUAUAUGUCCUAGCUGUUGUGCUUGUAGUAGUUCUAGGUCAGUGGAGAAUUUUUCAGAGUCACGACUCUGCUAAGACAUACGACAAUUCUCAUCUGAUAAUUAUGAGGGAGUUGAAAGAGGAAGAUAAUUUUAAACCAGUUGUCGACCAGAAGAACCCACAUCCAGUAUUCCAAAACGAUAAAGAUUCGUACAAUCCGGACAUAUUUGAAGAAGAGAUCAGCCAAAGAGUGAAAACCAUGAAGUAUUGGUGUGACAAAAUUCACCCGAAGACUUCCGACCUUUCCGUGAAGUCUCCCGACAAACUAUACCACAUUCUGGUCGAUGACAAACACAAGAUGCUCUACUGUCAAAUACCGGAAGUUGCGCAGACAGACUGGCUCAGAAUCUUGCUAUUCAUUUCCGGGAAAGUAAACGUCAAAAAUCAUUUAGCUAUCUCAGCCCAGGAUGUACAUUCGAAAUACGCAAAACAUUUAAAAAGACUGAGUGAAUUUUCGCCAAAAGAACGAAAGAAAAAGAUUCAAAAUUAUUUUAAAUUUCUUUUUGUGAGAGAACCCCUCGAAAGACUUGUGUCCACCUAUCAACACAAGUUUGCUGCUAAGUAUAGCAAAUAUUUUCAUCAAAUGUUUGGAAAAAAAAUUAUAAAAAUGUAUCGGAAAAAACCGUCCAAAGAAUCCCUUCAGAAAGGAAAUGACGUCACGUUUUCGGAGUUUAUUCAGUUCUUGGUAGAUUCCGACCAUCUGACAGAAGCACCGCUGAACGAACACUGGCAACAGUACUACAGACUAUGUCACCCAUGUCUUAUGCAGUAUGACUUCAUCGGGAAGUUCGAAACACUUAACCAAGACAUUUCUUACGUUCUAAAGAAGACGUCGGUAUUGAAAAAAAUUAAUGGAAAACUGAGUUCAUCGAAUUCUAACACCGACAAAACACUACAUACAUUUUACAAAACAGUGUCAACGUCGAACCUUAGGCGGUUGUGGAAGAUCUUUUACCCUGAUUACAGUUUGUUUAGUUACCAGUACCCCACGGUCGUAGAAAAGUUGCUCAAAAGUGCGAAAAUAUACGAGGAUUACUGAUACAGGUUUUAUACAUGUGUGUGAAUAUUUUGUACUUUUCUACUAAUUGAACACCUGUUCAUUCUGUCUUAUUUCUUCCCACUCUUUGAACACCUCGUAUCUUUCAACUUAUUUUGUUGUCCACAUCCACAUCCCAGUCCUUGCCUCUCUAAAAUUAGGCUCAGUUUACAUGCAAUUAUCGACUUAUACUCUGGGAUUCACUUAAAGGGACUGUCCUGAGUUUGCAGCCAUUGUAAGAUGUUUGCAAUAACAGAGACUUGUUGGCGACUACUAUUUUAUACUAAAUACAUUUUCUUGUUUGGAAUACCAGUGUCUG
This is a messenger RNA of Gigantopelta aegis, 1719 nucleotides long. RefSeq names its product carbohydrate sulfotransferase 11-like. The transcript has 5 exons. The coding region runs from base 270 to 1403 and encodes 377 amino acids. Gene Ontology annotation, molecular function: sulfotransferase activity. The record is from RefSeq and is a predicted model, not a curated record. Gene Ontology annotation, cellular component: membrane. Gene Ontology annotation, biological process: carbohydrate biosynthetic process. NCBI's taxonomy places the organism in Eukaryota, Metazoa, Mollusca, Gastropoda, Neomphalida, Peltospiridae.